Molecule: messenger RNA, 297 nt
Organism: Peronospora belbahrii
Lineage: Eukaryota; Oomycota; Peronosporomycetes; Peronosporales; Peronosporaceae
Source: the annotation of a GenBank genome assembly
AUGCUUCGGCGCUUUCAAGGUGACGGGCACGGUUUAUUAUCUACAAUUCAGGUGCCGGGUCACGGUUGUUCCAGUGGCAAAAAGAAAGCAGAGCAAGAAGAAGCGCGCGACAGUCGACAAACAGCAGUCAUGGAGUGGUUGCGAGAAGGUGUGACUAUCAUGCUUAUGCUACUAGAUACAUGGUUACACGAACAAGUCCCAAUCUCAUUGCACCUUUGUACGCGGGUCGAUCAAGGGGCUAUUUUACAAGCUGUGCGACCUACCAAUAUUGUUUUGCAGGUGUGGGGUAGACACUAA